Eptesicus fuscus (big brown bat) is the source of this 441-nucleotide messenger RNA. RefSeq names its product placental protein 13-like. Gene Ontology annotation, molecular function: carbohydrate binding. NCBI's taxonomy places the organism in Eukaryota, Metazoa, Chordata, Mammalia, Chiroptera, Vespertilionidae. The coding region runs from base 25 to 441 and encodes 138 amino acids. The record is from RefSeq and is a predicted model, not a curated record. The transcript has 4 exons.
GAGCUUCCAGCAAAAGGCACAACAAUGGCUACUCUACAGGUCCCAUAUACAAAAAAUAUAUCCUUGUCUGUUGAUUCUGCAGUGAAAAUCAAAGCGACACCUGCCAUGCCUUUCAAUAUGGGCCCAGAAAUGCAGGUGGAUUUCUACACUGGAAUUGAAAUGGACUCAAACAUUGCCUUCCAAUUCCGAGUGUACUUUGGCAAGCAAGUGGUGAUGAACAGCCGUCUGGGUGGGAACUGCGGUGAAGAAGUGAAAUCCACUGUUAUGACCUUUAAGGAUGGCCAACCCUUUGAACUGUGCAUCUCGGUGCAGUCAAAUGAGUACCAGGUAUCAGUAAAUGGUCGUCAAUGUUACACCUUUCCCCAUCGAUUUGACCCAGGAUCUGUGAAGAUGAUCCAGGUGUGGAGAGAUGUGUCCCUGACCUCAGUGAAUGUCGUUUAG